Molecule: messenger RNA, 4839 nt
Organism: Gymnodraco acuticeps
Lineage: Eukaryota; Metazoa; Chordata; Actinopteri; Perciformes; Bathydraconidae
Product: leucine-rich repeat and fibronectin type-III domain-containing protein 2
Exons: 4
Coding region: 537-2897 (786 amino acids)
Cellular component (GO): postsynaptic density membrane; cell surface
Molecular function (GO): protein binding
Source: RefSeq, a predicted model, not a curated record
UAUAGCAGCACUGUCUCUCCCUCUCUAAAGAAAUACAUACUGGAAAUACAUCCACGAGCCCUUCACAGCAGCCAGCUAGUUAUUUUUACUUGAAGGAGGGAAACUACAAAUAUUCUGUGAAGCUCUUCGUCGCAGCUUGGCUCCCGGCGAAAAAAAAGCGCAGGUUUUUCAGAGCAUUUGCUUACUGCUGGUGGUGGUGGGGCGUACACAUUGUGAAGUGCGAAAGAAGAAGCGAUAUGUGGCUCGCUCGGCAGCUGGUUUCGCAGUUCGUCUCCUGGAAUUAGUGGAUGAAUGGGAAGGGAGCGGCUGUAGCCUCGAACCGGGGAAAGAGAAUACUCCGAGCAGAGCCUGCGGUGGCACACAAUGGAUACUUGUCCGUCUCUAAAGGUGAAAAAGUGAACAGAUGAGGUGGAGGACUUCUUCCUCAGCACACACAGAGACGUCACCUUGCAGCGUUCAUCCGUGGGAGGAGAGGAAAUACUUGGGACUGUUUGUUGCCCUCAGGAGGAAUUCAAGGUCCCUUUCUGUGAACUAACAUGGACAAAGUGGUCAUCAGUCUCCUGCUUCUGGGAACCGCAGUAACGAUGGUCCAUGCAUGUCCAAAAUACUGUGUCUGCCAGAACCUCUCAGAGUCUCUAGGGACUCUGUGCCCCUCCAAAGGCUUGCUCUUUGUCCCGCCAGACAUUGACCGGCGAACUGUGGAGCUCCGGCUGGGCGGCAACUUCAUCCUCAAGGUCACCACCCUGGACUUUGUCAACAUGACGGGUCUUGUUGAUCUCACCUUGUCCCGUAACACCAUCAGCACCAUCCAGCCUUUCUCUUUCAUCGACCUGGAGACCCUAAGAUCCCUUCAUCUCGACAGUAACAGGUUGACUGAGCUGGGACCCGACGACCUCCGAGGACUGGCCAACCUGCAGCACCUGAUCCUCAACAACAACCAGCUGAAACAGAUAGCUGACACAGCCUUUGACGACUCGUUAUCAACAAUGGAAGAUCUGGAUUUGUCGUAUAACAACUUGCGCAAUGUGCCUUGGGAAGCCAUCCGCAAGAUGGUUAACCUCCAUCAGAUAAGUCUGGAUCAUAACCUCAUAUUGUACAUUUCUGAGGGGACUUUUACAGAUCUGGAUAAACUGGCCCGAUUGGACCUCACCUCCAACCGUCUCCAGAAGCUCCCUCCAGACCCCAUCUUUGGGCGCUCACAAAGCAAUGUAGUGAUGAGCACUCCUUAUGCACCUCCGCUCUCUCUAAGCUUUGGAGGAAAUCCAUUGCACUGCAACUGUGAAGUGCUUUGGCUUCGAAGGCUAGAGCGGGACGAUGAUAUGGAAACUUGUGCAUCUCCUAAUAGUCUAAAGGGGCGCUACUUUUGGUCUGUUCGUGAGGAGGAGUUUGUUUGCGAGCCCCCUCUGAUCACGCAACACACACAUAAAUUACUAGUGCUUGAAGGCCAAACGGCUAGCCUGCGCUGCAAAGCAGUCGGGGAUCCGAUGCCAACUGUGCAUUGGGUUGCUCCUGAUGAUCGUUUGAUCAGCAACUCCUCCCGAGCAACAGUAUACGAAAAUGGCACCCUGGACAUUUUAAUCACCACAUCCAAUGAUUACGGGAUUUUUACCUGCAUAGCUGCCAACGCUGCAGGGGAAUCUACGGCCUCCAUUGAACUGUCAAUCAUUCAACUCCCCCAUCUGAGUAAUGGUACAAACCGUACCACACAGUCCAAGUCAGGGCUUUCAGAUAUAACCAGUUCUACCAAGAUCAGUAAAGGGGAGCCUAAACCUCUACCAGAGAAGGUCGUUUCUGCAUCAGAAGUGACUGCCAUCUCUGCACUGGUCAAGUGGACUGUUAGCAAAUCAACUCCAAAGGUCAAAAUGUAUCAGCUUCAGUACAAUUGUUCUGAGGAUGAAGUCCUUAUUUACAGGAUGAUUCCCACGACUAACAGAGCCUUCAUAGUCACAAAUCUUGUCCCAGGAAUGCAGUAUGACUUGUGUGUCUUGGCCAUCUGGGAUGACACCGCCACCACCCUAACUGCCACCAACAUUGUCGGCUGUGUCCAGUUCAUAACCACGGAGGACUACCCGCAGUGCCAGUCUCUCCACAGUGGCUUCCUGGGUGGCACCAUGAUCCUAGUCAUCGGCGGCAUCAUCGUGGCCACGCUGCUGGUGUUCAUCAUCAUCCUCAUGGUGCGGUACAAGGUGACAAGUGGCAUUCAGACCGAUAAACUACCUGCUGUGAGCAACACGUACUCGCAGACCAACGGGGGGUUGAACCGGUUCAGCGGUGCCCAGCCGCAGGUCAAAUCCACAGUGGUGGUUAUGCGUGAGGAAAUGGUAGAGUUCAAGUGUGGAUCCCUCCAGAGCAGUCUAUCUUCAUCAUCAUCAUCUUCUAACUCAUUAGACAGCAAAAUAGGAAGGGGGGCUGGCGACCACUACAGCAUGCAGAGCAGUGAAUGCAGUACCUUGCCCAGCAGCAAGUUCAGGAGGCAUGGCACCAAAGCACGGCCAAACCUGGACCACCUUUUAGGGGCCUUCACCUCACUGGAGCUGCGAGGGGUAGCAAGGGACCACCACCGGGCUUCUGGCCCCACUACCUCUUCCAAUGCUAUGAUCACGGUAGCAAUGGUACCCCCGUCUGACAAACAACCCCUGCUCGGUAGGGCCGAGUCAACCACCAUGCUGGGACGUCUGUUAGGGAUGCCCCAAGAGGGUAAGCCCAGGAGGAGCCACUCGUUUGACAUGGGUCACGUGGGGGCUUCACAAUGUCGCGGCAGCCACCCUCGCAGAAUCAGUAACAUCUGGACUAAGCGCAGUCUGUCUGUCAACGGCAUGCUGCUGCAGUACGAUGACAGUGAGGACGAGAAACCUGCUUUCGAAAGCGCGGAGUGGGUGAUGGAAAGCACAGUUUGAGUGGGUCUUACUAUGAGGUUCAUGGCCAAUAAAUCUAUAUCAGGAGCUAAAAGGGACAUGAGUAUUUUGGCAAGGUGUUGCAAAUGGGAAUCUGCAUUUGAGUAUUGCAUGAAGUUCAUCCAUGUGAAUACUGUCUAAAUUAUGUGAGAAAAGACACUCAAAUCCAUAGAUUACUGGCCAUGAUCUCAAAUCUCUGAAAGUGUCUAACUGUAUUUCAAUACUGUUCCCAUGUCAAAACAACACUGAUUCCUGGAUUGUGCAGUGGGAAUAAUGUCCCAACCACAAGGCAUAUGAAAGUGUCUCAUAGAGAAAGAGGGGGAAAAAGGAUGAUCAAUUCUGAGUGGAUUUACUAAGUCUUUAUCGAAAAACUGAAUGCCAAGAGGAUUUGCCUCGGCUGUGGUGAACUGAAUGUGCGUCACAAUGUCUUGGACCCUCAGCACGAAAUGGAACUACUGCAACAGACAAUGGGACUGCUGCGACAGUAGCGAGAAAGACUGGAAGAGCGAAUAGAACAUUAAAACAAAGUCAUUUUUAUUUUCAUCUUGGUUUUUCUACAAUUUUUACUGUUUAUUAUUUGAUGUAAUUCCUCAGCAUUUGAAUGAGUCCAAAUUGACUUUUAUUAGUUUGAUAAAGGUCAUUAUGCUGCUCAAGGGAGGAUGUUAAGCAGAGACAAUGGGAGAAAGAUAUAUUUAAAAAAAGGGCCAAACAGCUGGAAACUAGCUUGAAAUAUAUCUCACAAGAUUGCGUGAUACAGAACCACAGUUGGUUUUUGUAUUAUGUGAAUUGAUUCAUCAAAAGAACCAUUCAUCUUUUACCGUCUUUCAUUCGGAGCUGUACAUUGCAGUACAAUUCUUUGAAUUAGUGGCUAUUGGGAUUACUGCCAAGACAUCCCUACACAUUUUGAUGCCUUUCUCGAUAUAUUGUGGGUUUCUGCUGCAUUUAAAAAAUGUCGGGUGGUCAUAAUUUUUGUAUUAUUUUCAUCCUAGGUGUACUGUUCUGUAUAUUGGCAUUUUUGUUGUACAAAAACUGGGUGAGAAUGUAAAGGGGGGGGGGGAAUUGUGCAGUAGUACUUUUAUUUUCAUGUGAAGCAAACAGUGAGAAGGUGCUUUACUGUGGUGUACCAACUUGGUCAUUGUUAGUUGGCUCACUGAAAUAGGAUUUUACAUGAUGUCACAUCUAAACUACUGGCUGAUUUAAAGGGUCAGCUAAAAUGUAAAAGAUACAUUCAAAUGUCUUGGUUUAUUUGCCAAGGAUUUAUUAUCCCACUAUGAAAUGUCUACCUCCACCAUAACGCAGUUGGUGUGCAAAAUAACAUUAUAUACCAACAGACAGUUUUCAGAGUUGUAACCAUAACACGUAUACCACAGAAGCCAUCUAUUUAAUACAUAUGGGGGUAUAAACUCUGUGUGAGCUUAUAGCACUAUUUGUUGUAUUUUCUUCAGUGCCAUUACAAAAGUUUGGCAUUAUUUCUCCCAUGUAUCUUAAAGAGACCGAUAUAACAAUGAACCAAUCCUUUUGAAAUAUGUGUUGUCCUCUGACACAGAGCUUGUUUGCUAAGACACAAACAGGGGAAAUGUUAUUUUUUACCAAAAUUACAGGAACUUUAGUUUAUUUUGACUAAAUCCUGAAAAGAGAAUCAUUUUUAAAAAAAUGCAAAACUUGAGUAAAUGAAACGAACAUUUCUGCAUGAAAUGCCUAUAAAGAUGAAUACGAAAAUUCCUUUUUCUUUUAUUUGGGGUAACUGACCCUUUAACCUGCUCUCUUUACCUGUGACAUCAUGUAACAUCCUCUGCCACUAUGUUAACUGACAAUACAAUUUAAGUGUUUACUUGACUUGACAUAGUCAUGACUCUCACCUGAGGUUCUAGGACAAAAACAAGAAAAAAACAUGUUCCUGUGUGAAAACAUUUUGCUACAAAAGAAUAUAAAAUAUUGAUCUAUU